AUUAGUGGAGUAGAAGUGUAUAGUAUCAGAAAAUGUAAAUACUCAGGCACCAUGAGUACUUAGUUACUUUCCUCCACUGCUAAGUGGUGAAUAUGUUUUAAACAUUAUUCAUAACCUGUGACAUGCCGGUCCACUUCCCACGGUUUCUUAUUUUUAACAGUGCAAACAUAUCCUAUAGAUAUGGGCAUGGUUGUGCUGCCAUUAAACUGGCCAGACCAACAACAUCGAGUUUAGUCGACUUCACCUCCCCCUACCUGCCUGCACCAGGUGCUCCAUGGUGGGGAACCUCUUGUAGACGGCUGUGCUAACAGAGCGGUAGAUCAGCACACCGGAGAGGUUGGCAUAUCGCAUCAGAGUUCGUCGGGUCAGCCUUGAGGCCUCGUCGUCUCCACGAACAUGGCCGCCCACUAAUGCUGCCAGGCGGUCCGGCCAGGGGACGUUCUCAAACUGGCCCCACCAACGGGACACGACCAGGGUGACAUAGAAACCUGACAACAAAAUGUAAGAUAGGUAUUUCGAGCCCACCUUCUGUAAAGGUUUCCAGCAACACUGUGUUGACAUUCAGAUUUAUGCAGAAGAAACAAUGAGCCUCAACUCACCGAGCACAAAGGACACAGGGAUGAGCUCUGCGUAGCGGUCACAGUAUAUUGAGAACUUCUCGAACAGCCUCCUCUGGUCAUCCUUUAACACAAACCUGGUGAUGGAAACACUUUUUGAGUUCAUUACAACUUUUAACUUCAGGUCACUCUUUAUGAAGACAGGAGGACAUGAAUGUGUACUACUGAUAUCUCCUAUAAGAGUACCUAUAAACAAUACUGAAGAAGUAGUAGAGGAGAGUGAAGAUGAUGAGCUCUCUGUAGAGCAGUUUGUAGAUGCUGCCUUUCCAUCGCAGGAGCAGGUGAAAGAAGGUCCCCAGACCUGCAUCAGCAACCCUGCGCGAGUAUGUGACGGUCAUCGCUGCUGCUUUCUGCCCAACUUUCCGGCUGACUGUGUCGUGACAUGAAGGAAACCAGUGGUGUUGUUCUUGUUGCUUCGCCUGAGCUCAAUGUCAGCGGUCAACCUAGAUCUCAUAAGGCCUAUUUAGUCAGAUCUAAAAAUAAUAAUAAAGUAAAACAGCAGCAUUAGAUAUGUUAAGUUCUCCACUUACUCUUCAAUCCAACUGUUUGCACUCACCACAUCAACUGAAACUGGUUACCGUUUUAUACACCCUUAAAUAACCAUUUCACUUAAUACUUUCCUUAAUUUUAGAGAUCUUAAUUAAGCCAAUUCUUCUGAAGAGAUGUUGACAGUGCUACAACAGGCAAAAUACAAUAUCCAACAGUCUAAAACACAAAGCUGUGAAUUUUUACUCACCGAACAAUUUGAAAUUGUCUGGCCAUCGUUCUCACUGCGGCCCGAGAUGUGUUGUGUCGGUUGGAAUGAUGUUGAUGAAAGGUAAGCAGGAAAGAAAAACAGAGCAAGGGACUCCUGCACCUCCGGUCACUUGACGUGUUAAUCUGUUUGAGCAACAAAGCUGCAUUGUGAGGCCGGGUAUUGUUAAUCUGAACAAAUCUGAGGAAAGCACCCACACUGCCACAAAUAGGGUGGUUAAAACAUGACAAGGUUGUGAUCAGAUUAAGGAAAUAUAUCUCUAAAACAAUGUAUUCAUAGCGUAGCUGUUAUUUAUCUCUGUUUUGCUGAACACAUUUUAAUAUCAGCAAACACCAAGAGGGUUUGUUUGAAGCCUCAUUAAGUAUGCACUCAUGGAAAACUCCUGAUCAGGUGGGGUUGUGUCCUCCCCCUCUGCUGGAAGAAAUGUGCACCGCUUGGCUCUGACUGAGCAGAAGGUGUUAGUGAUUAACCCUUCCUGUCUAACCAGGAGACCAACAGCAGGGCGAAGUACGGACUCAAUUUGAUCCUUUUGUUCUUAAAGAUGUAUUUCUUUUCAGUUUUGACAGUUUUUUGAUGCUCUAUAACACUUUGAGAUCAGUGUUGAACACUUUGUGAAAAAUAUAAUAACAGACUUAAAGUAAAUCCAGAGCAGACGUCUAGAGGUUUCUGAUGAGUUUCUGCACUGCCUGAGAGAGAGAGACAUGGAUCAUUUUGAGGGAAUUCACAGCGUCCAGAUUUCCUCUUCUCCACCACCUUCAACAACAGCCAGCCCAGGAUAUGAAAUCAUCAAAGGGAAAUCUGGAAUAUCAGUGUAUUCCUCAACCGUGUUUUUCGGGAAACCUGAUAUCCUGGGACAGCCAGCCGCCAGACACAAGUGCAACAGGGACGCUGAGGAGAUAGGAUGUGUUGUUGGACGGUUGGUAGAUCUGGAUCCAGAUCCGAAGUCCAGAGUGGAGGGAGGAGGCUCGGCUGGGCCCCCCUCAUCCAGAGCCCAUGGCGUCCUCUCCCGGCAUCGCAGCUCGUCGCUGGAGAUCAAAGAAAAAGAAAUCAGAGAAAAGGGCUCUGAGAUCCUCACGGAACAGCUGGACGCUGCAAAGAAGGAACUGAAACUAAAGGACAAGGAGUGUGAGCGUCUGUCGCGGGUCAGGAAUCAGCUGGAGCAGGAGCUGGAGGAGCUGACUGCCAGUCUGUUCGAGGAAGCUCAUAAGAUGGUGAAUGAAGCUAACGUCAAACAAGCAGGAGCGGAGAAACAACUGAAGGAGGCUCAGGGAAAGAUUGAUGUUCUUCAGGCAGAGGUGACAGCGCUCAAGACUCUUGUGUUGACAUCAACACCUUCUUCCCCAAACCGCCAGCUGCAUCCUCAGCUACAGGCGUCGGGAGCGAGGGUGGGGUACAGACACGUCGGGAGCCACAUCCGCAACAAAAGCGCAAGCGGGGCCUUUCCAUCUGUACCUGGAAAACAAGAAAACACCUCGCUUUCCAUUCAGCCUGCGGCCAAAGAGGACAGAGAGCCUGCUGUUCCUGCUCUCCUUUCUCUGAUUCUCUGCCUGGUUCCUGGCCAGUCUGUCAAUGUGACCUUUGACCGGUACUGGCAGGAGCGGGGGGAGGGGCUGUGCACUGACAGCAGACAGAUGGACUCCGUUCUGUAUGCAGAGUUUUUGAUGUGGAAGGAGAACCUGAGUGUGGAGCGUUCCUCUGCCUUCUUGAGUCGAGUCUACAGAGAAGACAUCGGACCCUGCCUCUCCUUCACAAAGUCUGAGCUGUCACAGCUGGUGCAGAGCGCAGUGGAAAACAACUCUUUGACCAUAGAGCCGGUGGCCAUGUCAGCGUUACCCAUGGUUAAAGCCUCUGCUGUCGAGUGUGGCGGCCCAAAUGGCUUUAGAGCAGCAAUAGAGACAAAAUGUGCAUUGAGCGGCAUGUCGCGCCUCUGCAGACAUCGCAUUCAACUUGGUGACAAAGGGAGCUACUAUUGCAUCUCUCCCUCCAGCCGAGCACGGAUCACGGCUGUUUGCAAUUUCUUUACUUAUAUCCGCUACAUCCAGCAGGGCCUGGUGAGACAUGAUGCGGAGCAGAUGUUCUGGGAGGUGAUGCGUCUCCGCAGAGAGAUGACCGUGGCUAAGUUAGGUUUCUACCUCACUGACCAGGGCUAGAGACCUCCGUCAUCUUUAAGAUCAGGGUUAAACUGUGGUAACAAUCAGGUCUUUAGCUUGUGUAGCAGAGGUUGUACAGCAUCAGUGCUGCAGCAGGCGUCCACCAACAAGGGAAGCAGAGAAAGUUCAUGUGCCUCUUUUAUUCAAUAUUACAAAGAGUUAAACCAGCACAGCAAGAAGGAAACAUGACAUUAAAAAAAGCAUUAUUCCCAGAUAUGUAAAAUAUAUUUCUGUUAUACUGCAGGCCUCCAGUAAUUCUCCCCGGUGGAGUAAACUUCUCAUGUUGAUCCUAAUAGACUUUAUGUAUCAUGUAAAGGUGAGCACAACGCAUGACAGCAGUGUAGAGAGUUUAGUUGGUCUCUUACCUCAAGUAUUACAUAUUUGUAUGUAAUGUUAUAGUUCUACUGUGAGAUAAGCAAUAUCUGUGGUUUUUUCACAACAAGUAUUUUUACAUAAAUAUAAUUCACACUAGUUCUCGGCUAUCGGCUCAAACACAACAGACUUUCUCUCAGCAUGGCCUUACAUGUGUUGAUGCCCUCCUGCACUACCUGUCCUCGAUGCCUUUCAAAUUCACACAAUAGAAACAGCUUCAUGUCAGCCUGACCUGCACUUCAUUAUAUAAAUAUUGUUAAUGAUUUAGUUAUGACAUCCCCACGCUCAAAAUGGUGACAGUUUCACAAUGUAGUCCGAAAAUGAACAAGCUUUAAUACAAGUGAUUGCAAUAUGAAAUGUUUUUUAUGCAAUGAAGAGGAUGUAAAGACAAUUAAAAGUCAUACAUAACAUUGCAUGAAUGUAGCCAUAUUAUACAAUGUGUAUUGGUUGUGCUUUACAGUAUAGAUUAGUUAUUAUGAAUGAACAAUUUUAAAAUAAUGAAUAUUGUUUCAGAAAGUGCAAUAAUAACUGCUUCUUAGCCUUUUUUAGGCUUGUAAGGCGCCUAACCUCAGUGUACUGAUAAUCAAAACACUCCAUUAAAGACAACACAUUGAAGCCUCACUACA
This is a messenger RNA of Gymnodraco acuticeps, 4519 nucleotides long. RefSeq names its product RAB3A interacting protein (rabin3)-like 1 (gene rab3il1). Gene Ontology annotation, molecular function: guanyl-nucleotide exchange factor activity. The coding region runs from base 2073 to 3521 and encodes 482 amino acids. NCBI's taxonomy places the organism in Eukaryota, Metazoa, Chordata, Actinopteri, Perciformes, Bathydraconidae. The record is from RefSeq and is a predicted model, not a curated record. Gene Ontology annotation, biological process: exocytosis. The transcript is spliced from 13 exons. Gene Ontology annotation, cellular component: Golgi to plasma membrane transport vesicle.